GCGGUUAAACUUCAUCGAAGAAGAAGGUAACCACAAAAGCUGGCUCUCUCUCCACCAGUCUACACUAAUGUUGACUGGCUACAAGAAUGCUUUCCAGAGAAUUCUGUCAUUGACCUGCAGAAGGAGCUACCACGAAAGCAUCUCUCAAACACUCGCUUGUUCCCCUUUCUCUUCUCACUCCAAAUUGUCUGCCCUUCGCUCAUCCUUUUUUUAUGACCCCUCUCAUUGUACUAUUAGGUCUCGUCAGCUUUCUACCCAUCUCCAUCUCUGUCAUUGCUACUCUUUUUCGUGCUCCCUUUCCCACUCAUCUCGUCCAACAGGUCCAAUGGAUUUAAAGGAGGUUCUCAAGGUUCUGGAGCAGCUUGCCCCUCUAUCACUGGCAGAGUCCUGGGAUAACGUUGGCAUAUUAGUUGAGCCCAUUAAAUGUCGGCCUAUCAAAACCAUCCUGUUAACCAAUGACCUGACCGACUCUGUCAUGUCGGAAGCAGAGGCCAUGAACUGCGAUCUCAUCAUUUCUUACCACCCCCACAGGCCGAAUCUAUUCCGCAGGUGUUUUUCUGAGCAAAUAAUUAAUAAAUUCAUAUUUGGACAUAAGGCUGUAAAAACACCAGGAAAUCAACUCGAAGUGAUUUUAAUUUUGGAAAUCUGUUCCCAGUAUUCCCACACAUAAUAGAGAUGUGAUCGUAUACUAAAUGUAAGCAAGGUUUGAAAUGAUUGUUUAAGUCAAAUAUGUUUGGGCUCCUUCCUGUCUAUUUGCAAUUAUGUUCCAACCAUCCUCUCAAGGAAAAAAAUAGGACUGUUUGUAUCUAGUUGAUGAUCUGUGUUAAAGGAUUUAAUAAAUAAUGCAUACAACUG
This is a messenger RNA of Salmo salar (Atlantic salmon), 855 nucleotides long. It is a transcript of the gene nif3l1, whose product is annotated as NIF3 NGG1 interacting factor 3-like 1 (S. cerevisiae). The record is from RefSeq and is marked provisional. Lineage: Eukaryota; Metazoa; Chordata; Actinopteri; Salmoniformes; Salmonidae. Gene Ontology annotation, cellular component: mitochondrion; cytoplasm.